AUGUUCUGCAGCGGAUGCGGCGGUGCCGCCCGGCUGCCCGGUGACCGCGCUGCCCAGCUUCGGCCUCCGAAGCGGAGCCAGCUGGCUCCUUCCACUUCCUGGCACGGCCGGUAUGGCAACUGGCGUAGAAGACUCGAGAGACACAGAUCUACACCGGUCAGACUCGCUCUUGCUGCUGGUGCUGCAUGUGGGUGGAAACUCAAGCGAGGAGUGGAAGAAGUGACAUCGCGGUCUCUAGCCGUUGCUCAAGAGGAGCGCGCAGGUCUGUACUGCCAGGAAGACCUGUCGAGCUUGCCAGGGUUCAUGAACGUCAGUGAUGAAAUCGUCCAGGCAAUUUGCGAUUUCGCAGACCAACACAGGACUGAUCAAGUGGUGACCUGGAUCACUGGAAAGCGAGUUCAGGUGUACUUGCUGGGUGUAAAGAGCGAACCUUUCCGGGAAUAUGCGAGAAGCCACGAGCUCGCGGACCUGCUGCUGGGGUUCCUUGAUGAGCUGCAGUCCAAGCUGCAAGCCGUUGCAGAGGCAAAUGGUGGCGAACCGUCAGAAGAUAUUGCGGCGCUCGUCGGAGCCGAAGAAAUGCAGGUACCCCAUACAGAUCUUCUUCCGGGACAGGUGCAGGUCAUCUUGGCACUCACCCCGACCACAUCGACAUUGGUGUAUGAUCCCUCCCAGGACCGUCCGAGCCGCGAGGAGAUCGCGUCGCAGAUGGGUGUCAGCGCAAAACACUUGGAAGAUGAGGGUCUUUUUGGUCUGGUGUACAAAAGCUUUCCGCUGGUUCUCCCAGUCAAGCACGUCUACGAGCACAUGGUCGAGGCCUACAGUGGCAACUUCGCGGCGGGUGAUGCCGUACAGAUCAAAGAUGGAAUUGUGCAUGCCGGUCCGGGCUGCAGCGAUCAGCCGGGCAAGACAAGAGUUGUGGUCUUCAUGACGUACAGGACCACCAGGGCAGAGCACUAUGAGCUCACAUUCCAAGCAAAGCUCUGGGAUUGGGCUUCACAUCCAGCAGUUCCUCCCAUGGUCGCCUACAAGAGGCUCCGCGAAGUUUUCACCUACGGCCAGGAGAAGGGCAUGGACAUCAAACCGUGGACCUUCUAUCCGCCGGAAAGCUCCGAGGCCUGUCAGAUGCUGUGUACCACUGGCGGGUUGGACGAGUCCAUGGUUGACCUCCUCGUAUCCGAGUGGCGGGACAUGCUCUAUGACGAGAAUGUCCAAAUCGUUGAUCGCGAGCAGGAGAAGGCUGAAGCUCGACUUGGCUUGAGCUUGACGGAUGGCCCGAACUCACCCACCAGCAUGUCGGCCUGGGCCACGGCAUCGACAGCAAGGGCGUUUGAUGCGGCUGAGCUGACGGAGACACAGGCCGACGACGACGAGCAGAGGCACGGACCUACUGGGUGGGCUAUUUCAGUCUUUGAAGACACGGUUCAAUUUCCGAAGAGCAAUGUGCAAUGCUACAGCGGCUCACAGACCUGCGGCCAGAGCCUCGCGUCUCCACGCAUGCCCGGUGCUCCUGCCACGGCCGGCGCGCCGACACCGCGCAGCCAUGGCCCUUAUGGCUUUGAGGAAGCGGCAGCAGGUGUCCUGGAAGACCUGCGCCGGCGUCAGCCGCUCGACCGGUCCUUGCAAGCGCGGUAUGGCCCGGGAGGUCCCGGGCCGAAGGCGACGGCUUUCCUCCUCCGGAAGCUGGCGCGAGCUCAGGGCACCCGGCUGGCCGAGGAGGUCUUCACUGAUUUGCUUCGCAGUGGAUACGAAGUCAAUGUCUUCCACUUCAACGCUUUGCUGGCAAGUCAAGCCGCGGCCGGCGCAUGGCCGCGAUGUUUGGCCUUGCUUACGCAGAUGCUUUCGUCAAGGAUUGCUCCUGACAUUUACACGUAUGGCACCCUCGUCAACGGGUGCGAGAAGGGCAGUGCCUGGACCACGGCCUUGCAAGUUCUUCACGAGAUGGAGACAAGCUCAACUCGCCCAGAUACGAUCACAAUGAACUCCGUCAUCAGUGCCUGUGAAAAAUCCGGCGAAUGGGUUCAGGCUCUUAGUGUCAUGCAAAGCAUGAUCACCAAGGAGGUGGAGCUCGAUACUGUCUCUUGCAGCGCUCUGAUCAGUGCUUGCGAGAAGGCAUCGCAGUGGAGCUGGGCGCUGAACACCCUUGGUCGGAUGCGGGAGCUUUCCAUAGAGAGUAAUGCCAUCACGCACAGUGCCGCGAUCAGCGCCUGCGAGACGGAUGAUGUGUGGCCCAACGCAGUUCUGCUAUUCGACGAGCUGCGACAAACUGCAGCGGAGCUGGAUGCUUUCAGCUGGACGGCUUUACUCUGUGCCUUCGAGAAGGGUCAGCGAUGGCAAGAGUCCUUACACGUGCUGCAGGACAUGCCUUCUCAGGAUGUCCAACCAACAGUGAUUACCUACAACUCGGCUCUUGUGGCCUGCGCGUGGGGCCGGCAGUGGCAAACAGCCCUGGAACUUCUGGCCGAGAUGCAGCGGUCUCACACCGAGCUUGAUGCGAUUUCCUAUUACAAGGCUAUUGAUGCAUGCUCAGCUGGAAGCGAGUGGGAGCGAGCGCUGCAGCUGCUUGGAGAUAUGGUUGAAAGCCAGAUCGAUGGGCUUAAGGAGCAGGACAAGCAAUGCUAUGAUCACCAGUUGCAGGCUGGGAGCACCAUCGACUGCUUCAAGCAUAUGGUCCUGGCGAGCCUGCUGGAGCGUAUGGCCGAGCUGCCGGAGGGCUUCACCUAUGUGGACACUCACUCGGGCUGGGGGCUCUACGACCUCUCUGCACCCCAAGCUGCGGUGCACCAAAACCACCUUUAUGGUAUCAUGGCGUUGGCUGAGAACGGCCGCGAUUCCGAGGAACGCACGAUUCAGCACUUCCUCUCUGCCUUGCGCGGCAUAAACCCGGACAACUGCUCGGGAAAGCCGGCUGAGAUGCUAGAGCGGUGCCUGGGUUCGCCGGCCCUGGCGCUGCAUUGGCUGAGGCCACAGGACAAAGCCAUCUUCUUCGAGGUUUCUGCCCGGGUGCACGCGGUGCUGCAGUGCAACUUGCAAGAAUUGAACCAGCGAGGGGGUUCCCACGUGGAAGUGCUGCACCAGAAUUCAUACACCUUGACAUCCGAAGCCAUCUCCAAAAAGUUUCGAGGACGAGGACUGAUCUUGAUCGACUCUCCUUAUGAACCCUACACCGAAUACCUGGCAUGGAACCUGUCACUGUUGCGCCUGAUCCGUCGCUCCUGGCCUUCAAGCUGCGUCGCUUUGUGGUAUCCGGCUUUCAACCCUGAGCAAACAACAAGCCUCUACCAUCGUGCACUCGAUCUACAGGCCGGCGAUGUGCUUGUGGCAGAAAUGAACAUUACACUGGAAGGCAGCGAAGCAUUGGCGAGCUCAGGCGUUUUGCUCGUAAACGUCCCUCCACCGAUUGACCUCGAGCUCGAAAAGAGCCUGUCUGAGCUCGGGCAAUUGCUGAGCCGGAAGACGGGCACCUCCGUCACAAGUGCGGUCUUCUGGCUGUGA
Molecule: messenger RNA, 3492 nt
Organism: Symbiodinium sp. CCMP2592
Lineage: Eukaryota; Dinophyceae; Suessiales; Symbiodiniaceae
Source: the annotation of a GenBank genome assembly